AUGAGCAAGCACGUCACCUUGACCCAUAUCACUCCGCUCCCUCAGUACGCCACUCGCGAUGCCGUCGUCACUCUUCUGCACGAUCACUCGACCAUGAUCACGGCGAACCCGCUCGUCACCCAUCAUGGCCGCUGCACGCCGCCUCCCAACGCGCUCCCAGACGAACUGGACUCGGCCUGGUACGAGAUCACCGACAAGGUCGAGUACAUCCCGGGCACCUCGUUCUCCGGCAGCGUCACCUAUACCGCCUGCAUGCACGACAUCCCACUGGGACUGCAAACGCACGUCCAUGCGCCAUUCGGAAUGGAGAUUCGCAAUAAAUGGCAGGUCCUCGGCUGGGUGCCUGGCGAGAAACGCGAGCCGAUUGAGAUCGGCGCCGAGCAACACGGAGUCCCAAAGGAGGGCCUGUAUUUGCGCGAGGACUGCGAGUUGAAAUGCAACUUUAUGCUGCUGUCGAUUGUGAAACGCAACAUAAAAAAAUCUCAUGCAGUCUUGGUCGAGCGUCUGGUGGAGAGAAUGUCGCAUUUGAUGCCACUGGACCAGCUGGAACAUCAGCAUCCGCAGCAGUACUCGUCCCUAACGACGCAUCGCCACACUGAUAGCGACAUGGAAAGAUCAGUCACCACCACAUUGAGCUCACGUCCGUCGAUGAGCAGCAUCGGAAGCAGCCGGCCGAUGACAAGAAAUACUCCGGACCUGGAAAUUCCAGAAACCCACUCAGAUGACAGCCAUAGCACUGGCUAUCUCACCGAUGAGCAGCUGCGAGCGGCCACGCCCACGCAAUACAACGAAUACCUCCACCGGCUUGCAUUUGACUGUCAGGCAAAUGGCUACUCGGUCUCGAUCUCGGGCGGAACCCAGAGAAAUACGCGGUCGUCGCCAGAUCAUCAGCACCCGGCCCUCCGAGGAAGAUCCGAGUCGCCUAGCAACAAGUGGCUCCCUGAACCCUCGCUUUAUAAACGCUAUAUAUCAGAAAGCAGUCGAAAUCGGGCCGGCUCGCCGGCUUCCUUGUCCUCGACCAGAUAUGCUUCUCCGUCGAGGAGCGCUCCAUGCACUACUACCUCGUUGACGUCGUCGCGAAUGCCCUCGAGGCAGGGAACACCGGAGCCAGGAUUUCCGCCUCCAAACUAUCCGUAUUUCGGAGCAUUAUAA
Talaromyces rugulosus is the source of this 1152-nucleotide messenger RNA. RefSeq lists its product as uncharacterized. Bases 1 to 1152 code for a protein of 383 amino acids. The record is from RefSeq and is a predicted model, not a curated record. The transcript has a single exon. Lineage: Eukaryota; Fungi; Ascomycota; Eurotiomycetes; Eurotiales; Trichocomaceae.